Molecule: messenger RNA, 2042 nt
Organism: Rosa chinensis
Lineage: Eukaryota; Viridiplantae; Streptophyta; Magnoliopsida; Rosales; Rosaceae
Product: probable disease resistance protein At4g27220
Exons: 3
Coding region: 132-2042 (636 amino acids)
Biological process (GO): signal transduction
Molecular function (GO): ADP binding; protein binding
Source: RefSeq, a predicted model, not a curated record
AAGUAGGGUAUGUUAUUACUCCUGCUCUCUUAGCAGCAAUCAAAGAAUCAAGGUUUGCAAUCGUUGUUCUCUCGCAAAAUUAUGCUUCUUCUGCUUGGUGUUUGGAGGAACUUAGAGAGAUUUGUCUAUCCAUGGAAGACAACAGAAUAUUGCCACUGUUCUAUCAUGUUGAUCCUACUGAUGUUCGAUAUCAGAAGAAGGGAAAUUUCAAAAAAGCUUUCUCCAAGCAUGUAAAAUCUGGGCGACACCAAUCAGAGAAGGUGAAGGAGUGGCAAGCUGGUUUAAACAAAGUGGCCAAUAUCUCUGGGUGGAAUACAAAUGAUCAUAAGACUCACAAAGAGCUUGUUGACGUCAUUGGGGAAUUUCUCCGUAGCAAAAUAGUUACUGAUGGAAUUGAGUCCACAGGAGAUUUCCAAGCAUUUGAAGCAACAAGAAAAGCUAUGGAUAAGGUUAUGAAGGCGCUAGAAGAUGAAGAGGUCAUUGCCGUUGGUGUCUACGGCAUGGGAGGCGUUGGAAAGACAACGAUGGUAAAACAUGUCGGUGCACAUGCCCGAAAAAGUGGGAUUUUUGAACAUGUGAUUAUGGGUAUCGUAUCCCAAAGACCUGACUAUAGAAAAAUUCAAGGCACAUUGGCGGACCUGUUGGGCUUAAUAUUGGAGGAGGAGACAGAAGUUGGAAGAGCAGCUAGCUUGAGUGAGGAGAUAAAGAAAAGAAAUAAGAUCCUUGUAAUCCUGGACGACGUUUGGGAGAGAGUGGAUUUAUCAAGAAUAGGAAUACCAAGCUACAAGGAACUUCAAAAGUGCAAUUCCAAAGUCCUACUCACCACAAGGAGAUGGAAUGUUUGUCAUGUCAUGGAGUGCCAAGAAAAGAUCACCCUCAACGUCCUCUCAAAAAAAGAUUCUUGGGCCUUGUUUGUGAGAAAUGCAAGGUCUUUUGAAUCGACCACUUUCAAGGGUGUAGCGAAGAAGGUAGCUAGAGAAUGUAGGGGUCUACCAAUUGCAUUGAUAGCAGUUGCAAGGGCACUUGGAGAUAAAGAACUAGUGGAAUGGAAAAGAGCAGCUCGAGCACUAGAGAUGUCACAAUUUGCCAACCCUGAUGAUCACGGAGAAGCAUCCAAAUGUAUAAAAUUAAGCUAUCAUUACUUAAAAGAUGAUGACUACAAGUCAUACUUCUUGCUCUGUUGCUUAUUCCCAGAAGACUUUGACAUCCCAAUUGAAGAGUUGUUCAGGUAUGCGAUCGGGAAAGGAUUGUUUCGAGAUGCCGACACCCUUGAAGAAGCCAGAGAGAAGGCUGAUUCUGUGGCCGCACACCUUAAACAUUCUUGCUUGCUUUUGGACGCAGACAGAUUUAGAAGGACAGAAAGAAUCAGAUGUGUAAGGAUGCAUGAUGUCGUCCGGGAUACAGCCAUUCAAAUUGCGCAAUCUGACGAUGGGUUUUUGGUCAAAGCUGGCCGUGGUUUAGAGGAUUGGCCACGUCAAUUACAUAGAGGCUACUCUGCAGUCUCACUAAUACGGAAUCGUAUUAGCAAGCUACCGGAAAGGUUAGCAUGUCCAAAACUCCAGGUUUUGUUACUAAAUCAUAUUGGGUCUAUAACUAGGAUCCCAGAAACCUUCUUUCAAAGUCCAAAUGAAUUAAGGGUCUUAAAUCUUAGUUACACUAAUAUUUCCUUACUACCCCAAUCAUUCAGUUUCCUAACCAACCUCCGAGCUUUGCAUUUAGAUAGAUGUGAGAAGCUAAUUGACAUUUCCAUGAUUGGAAAACUUAAGAAGCUUGAGAUUCUUAGUAUGAUCAGAAACUCACAUUUUCCUAGAGAAAUAGGAGGUUUGACCAAUCUAAAGAUUUUGGAUAUCACCGGUACAAGUGUUGAUCAAAUUCCAUCCAAAGUGAUAUCAAAAUUGCAUAAUUUAGAAGAACUGUACAUGAAUGGAUCAGAAGACUCGUACCUGCAAUGCCGAUUUUGUGAGUGGGGGAGAAAAGUUAAGGGAGAAGGAGAAGAAACCAAUGCUGGUUUUGAUGAGGUAACUAGUUUAGUGUAUCCCUAA